GCAGGAAGGGAAAGGGAGCGUGGGGCGGGGCGCUUGACGGUUGUCGGUUGUGGGCGGGGCAGUGGCAGUUCCCCUCCCCCCCGUUCCCGUGAGGAGGAAGCAGGCGAGCGAGGGAGGCGUUGGGCGGCGGUGUGGAGCGAGGGGUGGGGCUGUGAGGAAAGAAGGGGCGCCGCCUGAGAGCUGGGCCUUCGCUGUCUCGGCGGUGGGCUGGCAGACCUUUCCCACCCCAUCCCCUGUGGGAGGCCGAGCGCUCUCCCCUCACCUGCCAGGCACUCCCGCCCACCCCUUAAGGCUUUUGAGGCGCCCCUCCCCCGGAACUUCUUCCCCUUUUUCAGGGAACCCCGUUUUUAUUCCCCAUUUGGCAUUUUGUACACUAUUUUUUGGUUGGGUGGAGAGAGAGUGCAGGUGGAUUUGGAGAGAGAGGGUGUUCGCUUGUGCUGCUGAGCUUGUUCUCUGAUGGGUUCCUGAAACCAAAGGCCAGCGAGGGCAUUGCCGUCCUGCCCUUUCUCAGGGAGGGGAGGAUCUGGGGGAGCUUUAAAAAAAAAAGAUUUGCCCAAAUGGGGGAAGCAGGCCCUGGUAGGAAGCUCUUUCUUUCACCAUGACAUGAGGUGACAGGGGGGAGGGGGGGAAGAAAAAGCCAAACACCAAGAGCCAAAUAAUCCUGGAAGCCUCCUGAGUAGCCAUGGCAUCAGAAGAGGCCUCCUUACGAGCUCUGGAGAGUCUAAUGACCGAGUUUUUCCACAACUGCACUACAAAUGAGAGAAAGCGUGAGAUCGAGGAGCUCCUGAAUAACUUUGCCCAGCAGAUUGGUGCCUGGAGGUUCUGCAUCUAUUUCCUGUCAAGUACGAGGAAUGAUUACGUCAUGAUGUACAGUUUGACAGUGUUUGAGAACCUGAUUAACAAGAUGUGGCUCGGUGUCCCAUCACAAGAUAAAAUGGAGAUACGCAGCUGCCUCCCCAAGCUCCUUCUGGCUCACCACAAAACUCUGCCUUACUUCAUCAGGAACAAGCUUUGCAAAGUUAUUGUGGAUAUCGGCCGGCAGGACUGGCCCAUGUUCUACCAUGACUUCUUCACUAACAUUUUGCAGCUGAUCCAGUCCCCCGUGACAACGCCGCUUGGGCUGAUCAUGCUAAAGACAACGUCAGAAGAGCUGGCAUGUCCACGGGAAGAUCUCAGCAUAGCUCGGAAAGAAGAGCUGCGCAAGUUGCUCCUGGAUCAGGUCCAGACAGUCCUCGGACUUAUUACAGGUCUCUUAGAGAGCAUUUGGGACAAAUACAGUGUUACUGCUGCCACUCCGCCACCAUCUCCAACGUCAGGAGAAAGCGGUGACCUCUUAAGUAGCCUGUUGCGGAGUCCCAGCACAGCCAAACUGCUGAAUCAGCCGAUCCCUGUCCUGGACACAGAAAGCGAGUACGUUUGUUGCCUGGCACUGGAGUGCCUAGCACACCUCUUCAGCUGGAUCCCCCUCUCCGCGAGCAUCACGCCUUCCCUCCUCACCACCAUCUUCCACUUUGCCCGCUUUGGUUGUGACACGCGAACCCGCAAGAUGCCAUCCCUCAACGGCAGCAGUCAGAACUCAGUCUUGGGCCCGGAGCGGGGCCGGCUCGGGGUGCUCGCCAUGUCGUGCAUCAAUGAGCUGAUGUCCAAGAACUGUGUGCCAGUGGCAUUCGAGGAGUACUUGCUGCGGAUGUUCCAGCAGACCUUCUACCUCCUGCAGAAGAUCACCAAGGAGAACAACGCCCACACAGUGAAGAGCCGACUGGAGGAGCUGGAUGAGAGUUACAUAGAGAAGUUUACUGAUUUCUUGCGCCUCUUUGUGAGUGUCCAUUUGCGGAGAAUCGAGUCCUACUCACAGUUUCCUGUCGUUGAAUUCCUGGCCCUGCUUUUCAAGUAUACUUUUCAUCAGCCUACCCAUGAGGGUUACUUUUCCUGCUUAGACAUCUGGGCACUCUUCUUGGAUUACUUGACCAGCAAGAUCAAGAGUCGCCUAACUGACAAGGAAGCAAUUCUCAACAGGUACGAAGAUGCUCUGGUUCUGCUGCUGACAGAGGUAUUGAAUCGAAUUCAGUUCAGGUACAACCAGGCCCAGUUGGAAGAACUGGACGACGAGGCUCUGGAUGAUGAUCAGCAGACAGAGUGGCAGCGGUACUUGCGCCAGAGUUUGGAAGUUGUGGCCAAAGUUAUGGAGCUUCUGCCAACCCGCGCUUUCUCUACCCUGUUCCCAGUGCUCCAGGAAAACUUGGAUGUCUAUCUCGGACUACAACAGUUCAUAGUAACGUCAGGGACAGGUCACAGGCUGAACAUUACUGCCGAGAAUGACUGUCGGCGUCUCCACUGCUCUUUGCGAGAUCUCAGCUCCUUGCUGCAGGCUGUGGGCCGCCUAGCCGAGUACUUCACCGGAGACAUGUUUGCUGCCCGUUUCCAAGAUGCUCUGACAGUAGUGGAGAGGUUAGUCAAGGUAACCCUGUAUGGGUCCCAGAUCAAGCUGUACAACAUUGAAACUGCUGUGCCAUCUGUGCUCAAACCUGACCUCAUUGAUGUGCAUGCCCAGUCACUGGCUGCUCUGCAGGCGUACUGCCACUGGCUGGCCCAGUUCUACGGCGAAGUUCAUCGGCAGAAUCAAGAGCAGUUCAUCUCUCUCAUCUCCACCUCCCUGGAAGCCAUCACUCCACUCAUCAGCUUCAAGGUGCAAGAGAAGCUGCUGCUGUCAGCCUGCCACCUGCUGGUCUCCUUGGCCACUACAGUGAGGCCUGUGUUUCUGAUCAGCAUUCCAGCCAUACAGAAAAUGUUCAACAGGAUCACAGAGAGUUCUGCACAGCGUCUUCCUGAUAAGGCUCAGAUACUGGUCUGCAGGGCGCUGUCGAAUAUCCUGCUGCUACCAUGGCCAAACCUCCCUGAGAGCGAACAGCAGUGGGCCAUUCGCUCCACCAACCAUGCCAGCCUGGUCUCGGCCCUCACCAGAAAUUACCGCAGCUUGAAGUCCAGUGCCAUCUUGCCACAGAGGAAAGUACAGCAGGAUGAUACCAAGAUGGUGAUCCAUCAGACGCUUAGUGUCUUGGAAGACAUCGUGGAGAGUAUCUCUGGAGAAGCCACCAAGUCCCGCCAGAUCUGCUACCAGUCGCUGCAGGAGUCCGUGCAGGUCUCGCUAGCUCUCUUCCCUGCCUUCAUUCAUCAGUCAGAUGUGACGGACAAGAUGCUGAGCUUCUUCCUCACCCUCUUCCAAGGGCUGCGGGUGCAGAUGGGCGUGCCUUUCACUGAGCAGGUCAUCCAGACGUUCCUCAACAUGUUUACCAGAGAGCAGCUGGCGGAGAGCAUCCUCCAUGAUGGGAGCACUGGCUGCCGAGUGGUGGAAAAGUUCCUGAAGAUACUCCAGGUGGUGGUGCAAGAGCCGGGCCAAGUGUUCAAGCCCUUCUUGCCCAGCAUCAUCUCACUCUCCAUGGAGCAGGUCUACCCAAUCGUGGCAGAGCGAUCCUCCCCAGAUGUGAAAGCGGAGCUCUUCGAGCUGCUCUUCCGGGUCCUUCAUCACAACUGGCGGUACUUCUUCAAGUCCAGCAUCCUGGCCAGUGUCCAGAGAGGGGUAGCUGAUGAGCAGAUGGACAACGAGCCGCAAUUCAGUGCCAUUAUGCAGGCUUUCGGCCAGUCCUUCCUGCAACCCGAUAUCCAUCUGUUCAAGCAGAACCUGUGCUAUCUGGAGACGCUGAACACAAAGCAGAAGCUGUACCACAAGAAGAUCUUUCGGACAACCAUGCUCUUUCAGUUUGUGAAUGUGCUGCUUCAAGUCUUGGUCCACAAGUCGCAUGAUCUCUUGCAAGAAGAAAUCGGCAUUGCCAUCUACAACAUGGCCUCGGUGGACUUUGACAGUUUCUAUUCAGCCUUCCUCCCUGAGUUCUUAGCCAGCUGUGAUGGUGUUGAUGCCAACCAGAAAAGUGUCCUUGGAAGGAACUUCAAAAUGGACAGGGACCUGCCAUCAUUCACCCAGAACGUGCACAGGCUAGUGAAUGACUUGCGCUACUACAGACUCUGCAAUGACAGCCUGCCCCCCGGGACCGUGAAGCUAUAGUCCCCAGCACGAGGCCUUGGGCUCCAGUUGGUGUCGAGAGCAGACCUGCCCUCUUCGCAUCACCACUGCCUCUGCAGGACGCAGCAUCUUGCAUGCGGGCCACGCACCGGAGCUGCACGCCGCGCACACAACACACACCACACCCUCCCUCGCCCUCCCCAUCUUUCUUUCUCAGUUCUCCCUGCGGCUCAGUUGGCAGCUCCCUUUUCCUGCAGGGUGUCUUAAGGCCAGCCACAGGCCAUUCCUCCCGCUGGGCGUUCUCGUCUUAACUCCCCCCAGCAUUCAGUCGUGUCAGCAGGUUUUGGUGACUGGUUUUGUGCAUCAAUCAUGAGGCAGAAACGCCAAAGACUACUUCAGAUGUUCCCACCUUCGCGUCAUUCCACCUGCCUUCCCUCUCUGGCCAUUGGGAGAGGGAUGCCCCCCCUCCACCCCCCUGUUGGUUUUUGAAUUGCCUUGAAGCUUCCCUGCUAUUGGUGGGGGGGGGGUUUAGAAAGAGACUUUGGGGUUUUUUUAAAUAUACAUUUUUCUCAUCAUUUCAUUGUGAUACUAAAAUGUGCUUAAUGGAAAUAAAAAGUGCUUACUUUGUUGUUCUAAA
Molecule: messenger RNA, 4655 nt
Organism: Eublepharis macularius
Lineage: Eukaryota; Metazoa; Chordata; Lepidosauria; Squamata; Eublepharidae
Gene: XPO6
Product: exportin 6
Exons: 24
Coding region: 683-4060 (1125 amino acids)
Biological process (GO): protein export from nucleus
Molecular function (GO): small GTPase binding; nuclear export signal receptor activity
Source: RefSeq, a predicted model, not a curated record